Messenger RNA from Eleginops maclovinus (Patagonian blennie), 1285 nucleotides. RefSeq names its product small integral membrane protein 12 (gene smim12). The record is from RefSeq and is a predicted model, not a curated record. The transcript is spliced from 2 exons. Bases 176 to 448 code for a protein of 90 amino acids. Lineage: Eukaryota; Metazoa; Chordata; Actinopteri; Perciformes; Eleginopidae.
GCUAAAACACAUGUAAAACGCAGGAAAUCCUUACAUAGCAGCGCAAGUCAGUGGCUAUAGCAGAGCGACCAGCUAAUCCAGAUGAACCAGGAAACACGGACGGAAGUGACGUAUUUCCACUGCUGCACCAACGUGCUAACGGUAGAGCACCCGGGAGCCAACACGGAGUGCAGUCAUGUGGCCUCUGUAUUGGGCAGCGGCACGGACCUAUGCCCCUUAUAUCACCUUCCCCGUGGCCUUCGUAGUGGGAGCAGUGGGCUACCAUCUGGAGUGGUUUAUCAGGGGGACCCCUAAACCUCGUGAGCAAAAGAGCAUCCUGGAGAUGAGGGAGGAGAGGAAGCUGCAGGAACAAGAGGGUUUGGACAGCACUCAGGUGGUUAGCCUGAAAGAGAAACUAGAGUUCACACCUAGAGCUGCUCUGAACAGGAACCGGCCUGAAAAGAGCUAACCCGUGUUUGUGAGAGACUUGUGUUUACCCUUUCUCAGAAGGAAGGUUGUGGGUGAACCAGAGGGCCCAUACUUCUCAUUUACCUCAGCUAUGAUCUCCUGCAUCAGCUCGCAUGUGAACAUUUCUAUUUGUGAAGCUAGAGCGUAAUGGAAACGCAUAUGUAUUUGUUCUUUAUUCAAGUCAAAUAUAGCCUAUAUGUUCUGUAGGUGAUUCAUUCUCGUUCUUGAUGUCGCAUAUGCCUGAUCAUGCUUUGAGCAAUAACUAAAAUGAGACACUACAUCAAACACUUCUUGCUAUCCCAGCUCCCAGCUUUCUGUUUCAUUUGUAUUUAGUUGUGGUCCUACGACACAAAUGUCAAUUUGUCACUGCUGUUAAAUCACACGCAUGAUGCAAGAGAUGACAAAGAUGGAAUAUCUUUAACGUUCCAAGCCUGUCAAAGUUUUUUCCGUUUAAUAAUUUGUGUAUGUGUAGAGAGGACUGCCUAUUGUGAACAUAAAAGCGGAGGAAGAGAAGAGAGACUGCUCUUCGUUCGUGUUUUUCUCAUGUAACGUUUUGAUGGUAUGCAACACAAUAAGCCAGCUGUAUGGGGGGUCUCUCAGGAAGUUUAAGCUGCUUAGUCCUGUUGUUUUGAAAAUCUACACAAUACUUUCAUUCUAGAAGAUCUGGAUGGUUUGGUGUUACUGGAACAAAAGAUGGUCAAUAAAGGAAAUGUGUUUCUGCGUGCGCCACUGUGUACUCACAUUUCAGUAAAUGUGUUCUCGAGAAUCUUCUUAGUCACCAGUUCCAGGUAGUGAUUUGUUCCGGUGAAAUAUUACAAUAAAGUUUUAGUUUCUGUGA